This is a messenger RNA of Daphnia pulicaria, 3921 nucleotides long. RefSeq names its product cohesin subunit SA-1-like (gene SA1). The coding region runs from base 218 to 3748 and encodes 1176 amino acids. Lineage: Eukaryota; Metazoa; Arthropoda; Branchiopoda; Diplostraca; Daphniidae. Gene Ontology annotation, biological process: sister chromatid cohesion. Gene Ontology annotation, molecular function: chromatin binding. Gene Ontology annotation, cellular component: nucleus; cohesin complex; chromatin. The record is from RefSeq and is a predicted model, not a curated record. The transcript is spliced from 17 exons.
AUAGCCUACGAAGUCCAUGGUAGAUGACGCUAAACGGCGUUCCAAACAACUAAAAAUAAUUCCGUUUGUGUUUUCCCGCUCCACAGUCGUCAAAAUUCAGUGACUUUGUUGAAUUGUUGCUGGGACUUCCCGCGUUAUUUCUUGAUUCUGAAGUUAUUUUCGAAGGGAAAUUUUAAAUAAGAAAGCAAAAAUUGGUGCUUAGCCAAAACAACUGAAAAUGUUACGUAGAGGGGGGAAAAGAAUAAGGAUGGAUGAUCCUCCUGAGGAUUAUGAACCACCAUUUACUCCUUAUUCCGUUCAACCACAAACUCCUAUGGAUCAACAAAGUAAUUUAUUUGGUGGACAAUAUGGGCAAUACAAUGAAAAUGUCUCUCUGCAAUAUGAUUCUGGAAAUACUUCCAACAUGGAGUAUGACCAAAAUUUCGGUCCAGCACAGCAGAAUGUGAAUGUGUUCAGUUCGAAUCAGUUGGAAGAACCUGCAGUUCCAACUCUUUCUAUUGGGCGUGGACGGACAACUCGAAGUUCUCGUGGCAGAAUCUCAGUUACCCCUGCUGGGAAAAAAGGAUUGGCUGCUGCUGCAAAUUCACAGAGAGUAAUGUCUAGCCCAGAAGAUACUCCUGUACCUACUCCAAGCCCUGCCCCUCGACGACGGGGACGUCCAAGGAAAAAUCCAGUGAUGGAACAUUCUACUGUUGAAGACGAAAGCACUUUAUUUUGUAUUAUUAGAAAUGGCAAAAGCUCUUUACAGCAAAUUGUAGAUGAAUGGAUUGAGCAGUACAAAGCUGAUCGUGACUCAGGAUUGCGGGCCAUAAUGCAGUUCUUCAUUAGUGCUUCCGGAUGCAAAGGGAAAAUAACCUCUCAAAUGCAAAGUAGCAUGGAACAUGCCGCGAUUAUCCGUCGCAUGACCGAAGAGUUUGAUGAAGAAAGUGGUGAAUACCCGAUGAUCAUGUCUGGUCCACAAUGGAAGAAAUUUCGAAGCAACUUCUGUGACUUCGUUCAAACACUUGUGAAGCAAUGCCAAUAUUCCAUCAUUUAUGAUCAGUACCUCAUGGAUAAUGUAAUUUCACUACUUACUGGUCUUUCUGAUUCCCAAGUAAGAGCGUUUCGUCAUACUGCUACACUAGCUGCUAUGAAACUAAUGACUGCGUUGGUUGAUGUGGCUCUGACUGUAUCGAUCCAUCUUGAUAACACGUCUCGUCAGUAUGAAGCUGAGCGACAGAAAACUCGGGAUAAACGAGCCAGUGAUCGUCUAGAAGCGUUGCUUGCCAAACACCAAGAACUUGAAGAAAACAUGGAUGAAAUCAAAAACAUGUUGACUUACACAUUCAAGUCGGUUUUCGUCCAUCGUUACCGAGAUAUCGUUCCUGAAAUUCGAGCCAUUUGUAUGGCGGAAAUUGGCAUUUGGAUGAAGCGGUUCCCCCAAAAUUUCCUCGAUGACUCCUACCUCAAGUAUAUAGGGUGGACUUUGCAUGACAAAGUUGGUGAUGUUCGUUUAAGAUGUCUUCAAGCUCUCCAACCGCUCUAUGCUUCAGAAGAACUUAAGGGAAAAUUGGAACUGUUUACUAGCAAAUUUAAGGAUCGUGUCGUUUCGAUGACACUAGACAAAGAGUACGAUGUUGCCGUACAAGCUGUUCGUUUGAUCAUCAGCAUUCAUAAGUAUCAUCGAGAAAUAUUGUCAGAUAAGGAUUGCGAGGCUGUUUAUGAGUUGGUGUUCUCUUCCCAUCGAGCCGUUGCGCAAGCUGCUGGUGAGUUUCUCAACGAGCGGCUUUUCACACUCGAUGAUACCAGUCCCCCGGCUCUACGUACUCACCGUGGCAAAAAGAGACUGCCUAAUACACCUCUCAUUCGGGAUUUGGUUCAAUUUUUCAUCGAGUCUGAGUUGCAUGAACACGGAGCAUAUUUGGUCGACUCCCUAAUUGAUUCAAAUGAAAUGAUGAAAGAUUGGGAGUGCAUGACGGAUUUGUUAAUGGAAGAUCCUGGGCCAGGUGAAGAAUCUUUGGAUGAUCGGCAAGAAACAAGUUUGAUUGAACUGAUGACAUGUUGCAUCAAACAAGCUGCGACUGGAGAGCCACCCGUUGGGCGUGGACCUACAAGAAAGAUUACCACCGCGAAAGAAACCAAACAAGCCCAAGAUGAUCGUGUUCGACUAACUGAACAUUUUAUCCAAACCCUUCCUCUGUUACUCGGGAAAUAUAUCGCGGAUCCUGAAAAAGUUGCAAACCUCCUGUUGAUUCCCCAAUACUUUGAUAUGGAAAUCUACACUACCUCACGUCAAGAAAAGAGUUUAGAAUCGUUAUUGCGUUUGAUGCAAAAUGUUGUCGAGAGACACACCGAAACAGAAGUGCUUGAAAAUUGUGCCAAAACAUUGGAAGUUCUUUGUACUGAAGAUCACGCAAUCUACUCUCGAUGUGACGUCAUAAGAAGUACUUUAAUCGAUCGCCUGGUUAACAAAUUGCGUGAAGUUCUUGACGAUCAUCUAACUCUGAUCGCUGGUGACGAAGAGCCCAACGAAGAUGAGGUGUUUGCCCUUGUAUCAAGUUUGAAAAAAGUUGCCAUCUUCUGGUCGUGCCACAACCUUGGACCAUGGAAUUUGUGGGAUCCUCUUUUCAACGCUGUUCGAGAAGCUAAAGAUCUAAGCCGGUCUAUGCCACCUGAAGCUAUAAAAUACUGCAUCUCAGCCUGCUAUUCUGCCAUUUUAUGGGAACUUCUACAGCUGGAAAACGGUUCUGGACGAGGAACGUCUGCCGCUCAACAACAAAAGCAACUGAGAGAUCAUUUGGAUGCGUACAUUCCAUUGAUGACCGAGCUCGUCAUCACUUCAAAUGUUGCUCUGUUUAGAGAAGAGGCCUACAUAUCUGUGUGCGAUUUGCUCAUAUCUUUUUGCAAGCAACUGGAAGACAAUCCCCUUUUGAGACCGCUGGUUUAUGAGCCUGACCGUGGCCUGCAACAAACUUUAAAUGAUUUUAUUCAGACUUACGUGUUCGUUGAAGAAGAGGACGAAGAACACGACGAGCACACCAAAAUUGAAGAAUUGCACAAACGCCGCAGCUACCUGUCUAGCUUCUGCAAACUGGUCGUUUACAACGUCCUGCCCAUAAAAACUGCGGCAGAUGUUUUCCGACACUACGUGAAGUAUUACAAUGAUUACGGUGACAUCAUUAAAACGACGUUGGGAAAAGCCCGAGAAAUCAACAAAGUUAGCUGUGCCAGGACUAUGGUUCUAAGUCUCUCCAUGCUCUUUCGCGAUUUAAGUAGAGAUGCCGGAAGUCGUAUUGAUCGACAAUCAGAAGAGUUUUUGAGCGUCAAGGAAUUGGCCAAACGAUUUGCCCUUUCUUUCGGACUGGACGCGUUAAAAAAUCGCGAAGCUAUCACCGCCCUGCAUAGAGAUGCCAUUCUUUUUGCCACCAACCCACUCGAGAAUCCCAACGAUCCAACUGGCCCUCCACCUAAUUUGGCUUUUCUAGAAAUCGGCGCCGAGUUUACGAAUAAAUUGCUGAAACAAGACAAAAGAAUGGUUUUACAGUUUCUGGACCGGAUUCUGACAAUGGGAAUGCCUUCAUCUCGCGGCGAAGAAUGGCAACCUCUCUUGUUGUACCGCAAUUCCUUGGUCCAUGGCGAAACUGAUCUACCUCCGCAGACGGCUCGGCGUGCGUACGGAAGGCGUCGACGCGAUGCAGGCGGGGACGACGGUGAAAUCGCUGAUGAUAACGACGAUGCCGGAUCAGACCAAGAUUUUGCUGGUUAUUAAUCUCUCGCUAUUCGGAAAAAGUAAUGUUGCCGUUUCGUCAAGACGUUCUCCAACUUGAUUGCAUUUCCCUUUUGUCAGCAAGUCUUUUAUGAUUGCUUUUAUUUCACCCGUUUUUAUGUCUUCUUUUAAAAUAAAUAGAAAAGUAACAACAAUAAUAAAAAAAAAAAGAAAUC